ACUCGGUGAGCCGAAAGGCCUGUUUCCACGUGGUAUCUCUAAACUAAACUCGUGUGAUUGUUGCUUGGCUUGGUCUCGGUGUGCCGAACGGCCUGUUUCCACUGAAGGACUGUAUCUCUAUGUAAACUAAUCAUGAUAUCCAGCUUUGCUUCUCACUUGCCUUUGAGUUCACUUACCUCUGCAUAGCAGAAAUAUUUAGUGUUUAAUUUUGUUUGAUCAAAUAUAUUUGGGGGUUUUUUCUCUGCAACUGAAUAUGUGUUUUGAUUCCCAGACCAGAUCCAUUUUGAUGAUGGCAAAUCAGAUUUUUAAGAAACUUACUCUAUUUGGCAGCAAACAUAGAGUCAAGUUAUUAGCUGUUUCCUGUGGAGGAUUAUUUGCCACCAAUGCUUUCUGUCAUGUCUUUCCCCAACGGACGUAUGGAAAGUUGUAUCAAGCUUGGUCCAAGGGAGAUCCGGCUGAACUUCCAGAGAGGUUGCAAGCCACUUUCCAAGAGGUGCUUCAAGAUGCCGGAGUGGAUUCAACGCAGAAUUAUACAGCGUUCGCUGCCUUCAGCUUUCAACCCGUGAGUGCGGGUGUUCCCUGGUUGCCCAGUGGAGCUCUCAUUGGCAUCCCAGUUAAUUUCAACAGCACAGGGGCGGAAGGGCAAGGAAUAAUCAACCGAAUUGUCAUGAUUAAUGGCAGGAACGUCAAGUGGGAUAGUGAGGUGGGGAAAUCUCUGAGAGAAUCCCUCACCUUUUCCUCCGAUGCGCAGAGGUUUGCCAUUGCAAGAGAGGUGAUGUAUUUGCAAAGCAGUGGCCCCGUCCUUCAGUCUGCGCUCGCACCAGCUUGCUUAGCAGGCACGUACGUGAUAGGUGUGGCCUCGAAGCAAGCCCUCGGCCUUUACUCGGGACCCUUUUUAUUACGUGGAGUAUUUAACCUGGCUGCGGCAGCAGUGGGCUUUGUGGGUUAUUUUCUUUUUUCUGAUGCACUCAGUCACUGGCUCGACUACCGAUCAGACCACCGGACAGCAACAAUAUCAAAGAAUUAUGCCAAGGGAGGCAUUGAAUUUUAUGAUAAAGUUCUUGCACGAAAUCGAACUUUCCGUUUGCUCCUUGGCAAAAAAGGGAUGGAAAUGUACGCAACAAAUGGCAACCUUUUCCCUAAGCAUUGGUUCCGACUAAAACAUGCUCCUUACACCUCCCGGAAGGAGAUGAUUGAAAACACCCUGAAAGACUGUUGGAAGUAAAAUUGAUUUGACAAUAUUUAUUUGCUCAUCUCCAUGUAUCAUGUAAACUUCGUCGAUUUUACUUGACUCUCAUCCAGAUUUUGUGUUUGAACUGAACCGCAUUGUCAUCUGAUUACUCAACCUUUGUGGGAACCAUUUUUUACUUCCAUUAUUGCAAAAACACAGUUGUGAGUUUAAAACCUGUAAAACAGAGCUAAAGUGAAAUAUGCCACAGUCAGUCACAAUGUAAAAAAUCAAUGAUAUCCUUAACUUGCUUUUCAACUGCUAGUGUUUCUAAAACUACUGCUUGCCUUGUGCCAUGCAAGACUGAACUCUUGUUAAUUGACAAAAAUCCAAAAGCACAUAUUGAAUGUCAUGAAAUCUAAAUGCAAAAUAUACACGUUACCUAUUGGAUAUCCUGAAGUUUUAUUUGUCAGAUUAUGGGAGAGGGAGGGGGAAAUAUUCAAUUUCACUUCUACUUUUUGAUUAUUUGCAAAUAGCCAUGACUAUCAUAUUGUGGAAAUUAUGUAACCUUUCAGAAUAUGUAAAGUUGAUAAAUUAGUAUGGUUUUUCAUGCUAUGUUGAUGACAGAAUAAUAUGUUGGAGGAGAAAAUUGAGAUAAUCUACAGACUGCAGUUAAAGGCAAGGUAAUGGAGAAAUAGAAAGGAGGUGAGGAAGAAUUUUCAAGUCAAGUCAAUUUUAUUUCUAUGGCACAUUUAAAAACAACUCUCAUUGACCAAAGUGCUUUACAU
Amblyraja radiata (thorny skate) is the source of this 1956-nucleotide messenger RNA. It is a transcript of the gene tmem177, whose product is annotated as transmembrane protein 177. Gene Ontology annotation, cellular component: membrane. Bases 254 to 1225 code for a protein of 323 amino acids. The record is from RefSeq and is a predicted model, not a curated record. NCBI's taxonomy places the organism in Eukaryota, Metazoa, Chordata, Chondrichthyes, Rajiformes, Rajidae. The transcript has a single exon.